This is a messenger RNA of Homarus americanus (American lobster), 931 nucleotides long. RefSeq names its product protein odd-skipped-like. The record is from RefSeq and is a predicted model, not a curated record. Gene Ontology annotation, molecular function: DNA-binding transcription factor activity, RNA polymerase II-specific; RNA polymerase II transcription regulatory region sequence-specific DNA binding. Gene Ontology annotation, biological process: regulation of transcription by RNA polymerase II; embryo development. Gene Ontology annotation, cellular component: nucleus. The transcript has a single exon. The coding region runs from base 22 to 804 and encodes 260 amino acids. NCBI's taxonomy places the organism in Eukaryota, Metazoa, Arthropoda, Malacostraca, Decapoda, Nephropidae.
GUGACGGUCGAGAGCUUAACCAUGGUAGCGUCUCCUCCAAACGUGUCAGGCGUUGGUGCCAAUUUCACACCAGGUGCUCUGGGUUCUGCCUUCACACCAUUGUCUCGAGUGCCUCCUGCCUUCCCUCUAUUCCUGCCGUCAGUGAGCGGUGGCAGUGUUAAGCAGCCGAUGCCCCCUCUAGGGGUGGACCCCAGGGUGAUGGGGAUGCUGCACAAUUACCAUUCUCUGGGUCAGCUGCCGUGGGCGGCUCUGGGUGCUGGCGACCUGGCCCUCAACCGUCUCCUGUUGACUCCUGGAGGCCGCCUCAGCCGACCCAAGAAGCGCUACAUCUGCAAGUAUUGUCAACGGGAGUUUACCAAGAGCUACAACCUGCUGAUCCACGAGAGAACACACACGGACGAGCGGCCCUUCCCCUGCGACAUCUGCGGCAAGGCCUUCAGGAGACAAGACCACCUCCGCGACCACAAGUACAUCCACAGCAAGGAGAAGCCCUUCAAGUGUGAGGUGUGUGGCAAGGGGUUCUGUCAGGCGCGCACCCUGGCCGUCCACAAGGCCCAGCACGCCCACGACUCCACCCCGCCCACGCCCAUCCUCACACCCCCUUCACCACGUAUAUCUCCCGCCCUACCUACCUGUGACUCCCAUGAUACUGACGAAGUGGUUGACGUGCUUCACUGUGACGAUGACGACGUGGUAGAAGACGACGUGAUGCAAACAGUGACAGAGGAGGACGAGGAGCUGCCUGUUGUAGUGCCACCUCCCAAGAGACUCGGCUUCUCCAUCGCCGACAUCAUGAGAAGAUAAACUCCGCCUCAUCCUCGACACACCCGUGUACUCCAGUGCCUUAUUAUAUUAUUUCCAAGCUUUAAUACCAUACUGUAUAUAUUGUACAAACUGAAUAUAUUUAUUAUUAAAAUGUUUUGCUUACAAA